This is a messenger RNA of Seriola dumerili (greater amberjack), 4273 nucleotides long. RefSeq names its product zinc finger protein 271-like. The record is from RefSeq and is a predicted model, not a curated record. Lineage: Eukaryota; Metazoa; Chordata; Actinopteri; Carangiformes; Carangidae. Gene Ontology annotation, biological process: regulation of transcription by RNA polymerase II. The transcript has 3 exons. The coding region runs from base 43 to 2631 and encodes 862 amino acids. Gene Ontology annotation, molecular function: DNA-binding transcription factor activity; RNA polymerase II cis-regulatory region sequence-specific DNA binding.
CGUCCUCGUAUUGUUUACAUUCUGGUCUUUGUUCUGGCAAAUAUGUCCAAAAAACGGUCCAAAAGCACCGAGACCCGGAGCCUGAGAGCCGUAAUCGACCAGCGGCUGGCGGCGGCCGCGGACCACAUCUUCUGGCUGCUGAAGGAGCGCGGACAGGCGGAGCUAGAGCAGCUGAGGGAGCUGGUCACGGAGCGGAUCUCCGCGGCCGUGGAGGAGAUCUUCACCGCGUUCAGAGCCACCAGGACGAUCGACAGAGAACCAGAGGGGCCAGGGGACAGUCCGAGACCAGAACCCGGAGCAGACAGGACAGAGUUGUGCCUGUCGGUCGGUGUCCGAAGUCUCACUGAUGGAAAACACCUGAAGCCGGACACCCGACUGAAGGAGCCUCUACCUGGUACGUCCUCCAGACCAGAGACCAUCUCUGAACCAGACCACCACCCAGCCUCUCCAGAUGAUCCUGCUGGUGAGGAGGAAGAGGACGACGAAGAGGCGACAACUCACUGCUGCAGAGUGUGUGGGAAAUCCUUCGACAGGAAAGGCUUUUUGAUGAAACAUGUAGAGAAACACUCAAAGGAGGCAGAGUGUCUGUGCGGUCUGUGCGGUGAGUAUUUGGAGUCCAGUGAUGGUCUGAAGCUUCACCUUCAAACUCACCGCGACAGCAGCAGGACCUGCGACGUCUGCGGCAAGAAGUUCCCCUCAAUCCGAGCUCAGGAGACGCACCUGAGGCUGCACACUGGAGAGAAACCCUUCAACUGCCAUGUCUGUGGAAAAGGCUUCAACCAGAAGGGCAACAUGGUGACGCACAUGAGGAUCCACACGGCAGAGAAGCCGUUCAGGUGCACCGUCUGCCGGAAAGACUUCAGCCACGCUGGCUCUCUGGAGCGACACAUGAAGGCCCACGAUGGACAGAUGCCGUUCAGCUGCAAAGUCUGCAGGAAAGGAUUUGCAAAGAGCACCGAGCUGAGGCGACACAUUCGGAGCCACGAAUCCAAUGACCAGCCUGCCGUCAGGAGCAGACGCAGGAAACCGAGUCUGACUCCCUCCCACUGCUGCAAGGUAUGUGGGAACGCCUUUCACAAUAAAGGGAACUUUGUGCGGCACGCUGAGACUCAUUUAAACGAUCCUGAAUAUUGCUGUGGCGUCUGUGGAGAGCAGUCAGAGUCCUCAGAGAGUCUGCAGAUCCACAUCCAGAGCCACCGAGAAACCAGCAGGAUCUGCGACAUCUGCGGCAUCAGCUUCAGGGACAUGGAGAUCCACAUGAGGACACACACUGGCCAGAAACCCUUCAGGUGCAAAGACUGCGGUAAGGACUUCCCCAGAAAAGGGUCUCUGGAGCGACACAUGAAGCUGCAUGCCGGCGAGAGGCCGUACAUCUGCGAGUUCUGUGGGAAGACUUUCAUUGAAAAUACCGUCCUGAAGAGACACAUCAAGAGCCACACAGGUGGGAAGCCAAGGAUUUACUCCUGCGAUGUCUGUGGCAAAAAGUUCACCAUGAGCCAGCAUCUGGACGUGCACAAAAGGAUCCACACUGGGGAGAAACCGUACACCUGCAGGGUCUGCGGGAAGAACUUCCGCCAGAUUGGCAACCUGGACUCCCACAUGAGGAUCCACACGGGUGAGAAGCCGUUCAUCUGCAGCCUCUGUGGGAAGAGGUUUCGCCAGAAGAUCUCACUGGAGACACAUGAGAGGUUCCACAAGAAGGAGAAACCAUUCAGCUGCCAGCUCUGCAACAAAGGCUUUGUCCAGAAGAUCGACCUGAAGAGACACAUGCUGACUCACACCGGGGAGAAACCCUACAGCUGCCGGGUGUGCGGGAAGAGCUACCAGGAGAAGCGCUCGGUGGACUCGCACAUGAAGGUCCACACGGGAGAACGAAGACCGUUUCCCUGCUCCUAUUGUGGUAAAAGAUUCAGUCUUAAGGGCAACUUGAACAGACACAUCAGAGACCACACUGGAGAGAGACCAUUUCCCUGCACAGGUUGUGAUAAAUCAUUUAAAGACAGUGGGUCGUUAACGGCACACAUGAGAUGUCACACUGGAGAGCAACCUUACAGCUGCUUAUUCUGUGGGAAGAAUUUCAGUGGGAGGGGAAACAUGACCAGACACAUGAGAAUCCACACAGGAGAGAAGCCAUUUACCUGCUCAGUGUGCAAUAAAAGUUUUCAUGUUAAAGAACACCUCAACAGACACAUGAAGUACCACACAGGGGAGAAACCCUUCAGCUGCUCUGUCUGUGGUAAAGGUUGUGCUCAGAAAACAGACCUGAAGAAACACAUGAGAGUCCACACGGGAGAGAAACCGUUUAGUUGUCCAUUCUGCGGAAAGUGCUGUGCUGAGAAAGGAGACUUGACCAAACACAUGAGAGUGCACACAGGAGAGAAACCAUUCAGCUGCAACAUCUGCGGCAAAAGUUGUGCCCAAAAGGGCAGCCUGAAGAUUCACAUGAGAAUCCACACAGGAGAGAAACCAUUCAGCUGCUCCGUCUGUGGCAAAUGUUUUACUGUUACAGGACAUCUAAAGAGACACAUGAAGCUGCACACAGCAGACGGUCAGGUGACCAAGUCUCCAGACACUUUAUCAGGCAAAGAGAAGGAUGGAGUUGACAGCGUGGAACCGUUGAACACAUCAUGAUGGUCCAUCAGUCAGGAGGAAAGAGGACCUCUGAGUCAGUGAGGUGGUUUUGGGAUGCAGCCAUAUAUGAGCCCACGUUUAUCAAGCUUCUCAGACUCGUGCCAUUAAGGAUAUUUAUUAGAUUGUGAUAAAUAAACUAAAAUCAGUGAUUCAGUUGAUCAACAGUGUUUCCCACAGACUCAGUUCUAUUUGUGGCUGUAGCUGACUGGGGUGUAGCCUGGUAAAUAAUACCAGAUGUAAACGGUGCUCCUCUACUUUGUGACACAUGAAUAACUUGUGUCACAUUGUGUCGAACAGACGACCCUCAUUGAUCAGCUCCCGUCGGUGAGUGUUGACUACAGAUUGUGAUUGGUAUGUGAGCUCAGCCUGUACAUAUACGCAGCAGCUCUGUGCACACCGAAUGACAGACACACAGAGAGGGACCGUAAAGAGAAUUCAUUGAUUUUGUUGAUGGUCCACUGGCCCACUGAUGUGGCAGGAUUCCUCCCAGUGCUCCUGACGGCCAGUCUCACUAUGACAGAUGGUCUGUUAGGGCUGGGUGAUAUGACUUCAAAUCAGUAUCAUGAUUAUUUCAAACUUUUACCUCAAUUAUGGAUAUUGAAUGAUUCUUUUGUCUCUUAUCAGUUUCUCUCUUCUUUUGAGUUGUGCUCUCUUCAUCGCUUUUGUCCGUCCAGAUUACAACACAACCCCAGAGUUAACAAACUAAAACAGGGUCAGCGCUGUGUUUCGAAAAGUCUCAGUUUUAGGGGCUGAAAACUCAAUGAGCCUCAGUAUUUGUGUACCGGUAGUUCACAUCACCAGCUUCACUUUGAGUGAGCUCGGACGAAUGUUAGUUGGACGGGGCAGAGCCACAUGACUGAACACAAGGUAGUAUUUAUUAAGGGGUCAGUUCAUGAACCCAGCAUUGGGGAAAGUAUUGGCUGAAUUAACCGACAUGAACAAGACUAAGUUGUGAGAGGGUCUAAAUGUCCUAAGUUCACACACACAGUUGGACAAUGAAAUAAGAUUUUACCCAUUUAAAAUAUAAAAAAUAAAUAAAUAAAAAAUCAGAAGGAAAAAAAACACCAACUUAUCCACUGAUUCGGAUCAGAUCAAAGUAACAUGCGCUUAAAAAUGCCACAAUCCUCUGGAGGGAACAGAUCGACCUGGAGAGCAGGCUGAGGUGUUAAAUUUAUCUCCAGUGUCGAACCAAACACACAAACCUGAGAACAUGGAGGCAGUAAAGACACAUUUCCUCUGAGGAGCUUGAUAAGCAUGGAGCCUGAACACCACUCACACAAAGGCUGUGUGAAUGAAGAAAAAAAUGGAUGCUGCUGUUCGGCUAAAAUUCAGCUUUAUUAUCCCCAAUGUCGCUGUUAUAAACAAUGUGUUUAUAGUUUAUAGGAGAAAAUUGACACGUCAGACACACAGUUGAAGGACCUGAAGAAGAAGCUUUGACUCGGAGAAGAACACCUGUGGACGACUGAUAGGAGCUUCUUUGGCUUAUUGUAACUGAAACACUCUGAACUGCUUUUUUACUAACUGUUGUAUAAAAUCCUGUCUGAGGAGUAACAGAUAUCUGUUGCCUGAAGAUGUUUCACAGCAGGAUUGUUUUGCCAAAAAUUGUGGUUAAUAUUCGCAAAGUUGCAAGUCAGCAAGAUGU